This is a messenger RNA of Apodemus sylvaticus (European woodmouse), 888 nucleotides long. It is a transcript of the gene Uxt, whose product is annotated as ubiquitously expressed prefoldin like chaperone. The coding region runs from base 122 to 595 and encodes 157 amino acids. The record is from RefSeq and is a predicted model, not a curated record. Gene Ontology annotation, biological process: negative regulation of transcription by RNA polymerase II. Lineage: Eukaryota; Metazoa; Chordata; Mammalia; Rodentia; Muridae. The transcript has 7 exons. Gene Ontology annotation, molecular function: transcription corepressor activity.
CGCCCCAUCGAUUUGGUUGGCUUUGGUUGGCUCUCGUGCUGGAAACACGUCAUCCAUCCGCGCCACCCGGAAGCCGCGGUUCAUACUAACAGUUAUUGCUGGUGGCCUUAAGGAGACCAUCAUGGCGACGCCCCCGAAACGGCGGGCCUUGGAUGCGGUGGGGGAGAAAGUGCUGCGGUACGAGGCCUUUAUCAGUGACGUACUACAGCGCGACUUGCAAAAGGUGCUGGACCAUCGAGACAAGGUAUAUGAGCAGCUGUCUGUGUACCUUCAACUAAGAAAUGUUAUUGAGCGAAUCCAGGAAACUAAUCAUUCGGAGUUAUAUAUGCAGGUGGAUUUGGGCUGUAACUUCUUCGUUGACACAGUGGUCCCAGAUACUUCACGCAUCUAUGUGGCCCUGGGAUAUGGUUUUUUCCUGGAACUGACACUGGCUGAAGCUCUCAAGUUCAUUGACCGAAAGAGUUCUCUCCUCACAGAGCUCAGCGACAGCCUCACCAAGGACUCCAUGAAUAUCAAGGCCCAUAUCCACAUGAUGCUAGAGGGACUUAGAGAACUACAAGGCCUGCAGAAUUUCCCAGAGCCAUCUCCCCAUUGACUGCAUCUUCCCUGCCUCCAAUAUUAAAGAGCCUGAAUGCCUUGGAAUCACAUAGCUCUUUUUUCCCCACUAAUUCUCACUAAUUGACGAAGUGCCCUAGAGACCAAAAUUACUGGAAGACCCAUCCUUUCUGUAGAACCUCUAAAACGUUCUAGAGGUCUUGCCUCCAACUUGUGUUUCCUCCGGCUUUACCUUCUUCUGUCAUCUUUUGAACCCUGACCCUGCUCCUCACAAUUCCUUUUCCUAGAUAUUUGUAUCUAUGCCCUUUGUAUUACCAUAAAGAAUGGACUGAU